AUGUUGAUUAAUAAUGCGGCUUCUUCUUCAAGCAUAAGUGCUUUUCCAUGGAAACAAUUCUGGUCGUUCAAACAUAUUCAGCCAAAAAUUCAGAUUUUUAUUUGGAAGGUCAUCCACAAUGGUAUCGCAGUCAAACGCAAUAUCCACAGAUUUGUUUCUGGGAUCAACACUAAUUGUUCUUUCUGUCAUCAAGACGAGGAAUCUAUUGCUCAUCUCCUUAUUGACUGUCCGUGGUCGAGAAUAGUAUUUGAGAAGGCUGGUUUGAGUGUUAUUGCUUUACCUAAGGUGACCAACUUGUUUUCUCUUUUUGCUGAAUGGAUGGAAGGUGACCUCAAUAAUGACUUUGUGAAAAGAUUAUGCAUCAUGUGGAAUAUUUGGAAACUGAGAAACGACAUUAUUUUCUCGAACUCUAAUAUUUCAGAAGACUUGGUUCUUAAAAGAUCUUCUCAGGACUUCGAUUUGUGUAUGGCUGAUGGUGUAAGUGAUAAUAAUGUGAAUUUUUCAACAACUUGCAAUCCUUCUUGGUAUCCUGCUCAUUAUCCCUACGUCAAAAUCAAUGUGGACGCGGCUUUUGUGCCAAAUAAUGCUGCAGCGGGUGCUAUUGCUCAUGACCAUAAUGGUCGUUUUGUAGGCUGUGAAACUAAAACUUUUGAAGCAACAUCAUCCUUAUUGGCUGAAGCUGUAGGUUGCCGACUUGGAAUGGAGUUGGGAAAGAAAUUUGGCUUUAAGAAAAUCAUAAUUGAAGGGGAUGCGACCAAUAUUACCUCUGCUAUUCUUGGCGAGGUUGCGAAUAUUCCUUGGAGUAUUAGGUAUGUUAUCCUUGAGAUUAGAGAUUCUGUUGCUCUUUUUGAUGAUGUAAAGUUUCUGUCAGUUCCAAAAGUGCAAAUAGUAUGGCUCAUAUACUGUGUCAAUAUGCUAUGCAUGAUUCUGUAA
Molecule: messenger RNA, 933 nt
Organism: Papaver somniferum (opium poppy)
Lineage: Eukaryota; Viridiplantae; Streptophyta; Magnoliopsida; Ranunculales; Papaveraceae
Exons: 1
Coding region: 1-933 (310 amino acids)
Molecular function (GO): nucleic acid binding; RNA-DNA hybrid ribonuclease activity
Source: RefSeq, a predicted model, not a curated record